This is a messenger RNA of Rubroshorea leprosula, 5681 nucleotides long. Lineage: Eukaryota; Viridiplantae; Streptophyta; Magnoliopsida; Malvales; Dipterocarpaceae. The record is from the annotation of a GenBank genome assembly.
CAAAUUAGAACAGAGAGGCAAAAUUAAACCAUCUUUGUGAAGCGCAACAAAAGCAUGGAUUCAACAAUGGCUGUUUUAUCUGUAAAAUCAGCGAAGAAGAAAAAGAGGAAGCUUAACAGCGCCAGAGGCGAAGAGAAGCCCAGAAAAACCCCACGGAUUGACCCGUCGGAGAUGGGAUUAAAAGGAGUUGAAGAAGGUGGAAGCUCAGAACCGAUGGAACCAAACCUGAAGCUGGAAGAAGAGCGUCCAUGGAGGAAUCUGCAGUUGAUCUUAUCAUUGCAAAAUAAAGAAAUUGAGCUCCGAAAGAAGGUGGAGUUAGCUUUUGAAUAUGUUGGGUUUAGAAAGCAAGAAGGGAGUGGUGGCGUGGAUGAAGAUUAUGAGACAGUGAAGACAUCGAGAUUAGUUGUUUUUCUUAAUGAUUGGAUUCAGUCAUUGUUAAUUGCUCCAGAAAAGAAAGUUAAAGUUGAUGGAAUUGUUGAGGCAUGUUUGGAUUUGAGAUGCUGGCAGAUUUUCAAGUUCUGCUUGGAGGAGUCAUCCAGAUGGCAUGUUUCUUUGAAUUUCUCGCGGAACCUCUUACGGGCAAUCAGUUAUAUUGCAGGAAAUGUAGCGUCUCUUCUCAGCAAUACAAUUUCGUCUUCAAAAGAAUCAAUGUUUGGUGGUGAAGAGUUUGCGUUGUAUAGUGUAGUGCUUGACUGUGUUUCCUUGUUAUUCUCAUCUCAAAGUGGCUUGUCAAAUGAGAAUUUAGACUUGUGGGUUUCAACCACUGUUGCAGUGAUUGAGAUGGUUCACAAAGUUUAUAUUGAGAACCUUGAGGGUGGCAAGAUAGGUGCUUUUGUUUUGCAAUUCUCCUGCUUGGUUCUUGAACCAUUUGCUAAAUUUUUGAAGGUCCACCCAACUCGGAAGAAUGGAUUUCAUGAUUUUGUUGAUAAGCUUCUAGAGCCACUGCUGCAUCUCUUAAGUGUCUUGCACGGUAAGAUUGAAGAGAAUAAUCCUGGCUGGACAAGAAACUUGCUAAAGCUGGUUGAAGAAGUUUUGUCUCAUGGAUUGUUUCAUCCAGCUCACAUUGAUGGAUUUUUGGGAUUACGCAGUAUAGAAAAAUAUGCUGGAUCAGAGGAUGGAAAAGUGAAAAACUUGAAAGUGGUUAUUAAAAGUUAUCAUCGGCAUUUAUUUGACAAACUGGGAAGCAUUGUAGCUGAAAAGAGAGUAGUAGCAUUGGAUAGCACUGGGGAACUAUUUUCCUUGUUUGUUGAUCGGGUGAAAACGCAGAAAGGAACUCCAGUCCUAUUUGAAGGUAACAAGGUCAAGGGAAAAACUGGAAGAUCAAGGCACUUAGGAGAUGAUACGUCAGGUCAUGUGGCCAGCUCAAGUAAUUUAAAUGCAGAGACAAGAAAAUCACUACUUGAUUUUUUUGUUCAGAUUUUGGAGCCUCUUUUACUUAAGAUUGAUGAAUAUCUUCAAUCUAACUUGCCAGCUAGGUUCUCGUUGUUGGACUUUAAUUGUACACUGAAGCCCAUUAAUAACCUGCUUGCCAGUUUUAUGCGGGAAAGAGUUUACAUAAGAACAGAGGAUAUCACAGAAGGAGCUUGCUUUAAUUUUUUAAAGAAGGUGUAUGACACAAUAGUUUCAUUUGCCUCCAAGUUGCUCUGCUUGUCAAAAUCUCAAAUAGAUACUGGGAUGCAGAAGAUGUUUCCUUCAUUAGCUAAGGAGCUAUUUGUUUCUAUAGGGUACUUUUUGGAUAUUGAAUAUGAGGUUGCUGGUAAUGAUUUAAUUGGCUUAUGGCUUAUCAUGCUUUCGUACUUGAGCUCCGGUCUCUCUUUCAUGGAUCCACAAGAUCAAUGCUUAUUGACUUCCCCAAUUUUAGAUCUUGGGUGCCAGCUAAUUAAUCUCUACAGUGCACUUCGUCAGGUGAGUAAUUGUAUAUUUUCACUGUGCAAAGCUGCAAGGCUUGUAAUAUGUUCACAACUCAGUGAUGGUGAAGUUAAUUGUGCUGGAUCUUUGUCCUCUGUAAUGACCUUAUCUAAUCACACAUGUGCAAAAUCUGUUAGAAUUCUGCUAUGCUCACAAGAAUUUAAACUUGCAAUUCAUCAAGCUUUCAAGUCCAUACCAGAAGGGCAAGCAAGUGAAUGUAUUCAGCAGUUAACAGCAGAUGUAUCAGAAUCUAUGGAAUGGACAAAAAAUAGUUGUUCAGAGACAGAUGGAAAAGAAUUUGGAAGGUUGGAAAUUGGAAAUUGUGAAGUACAUUUUUUUAUGCAAGCAGAAAUCUUGGGAACACUGUUUUCUGAGAUUUAUAUAUUAUUGCUAGAUUCACUGAUUGUCACAUCAGGUAACAGUAGUAUGCUUGGACUUUAUGUGAAAAAGAUGAUGACUACGAUUCAACCAUUUAUCAGUGGUCUGGCUAGACUAAAGCCUGAUGGUAUCUAUGAGUUCCUAUCUUCUCUCAGUGGAAGGGCUCUUGACAAUAUGAUAGCUGAAAACAGAAAUAAGAAGUAUUUAAUAUCCUUUUACUGGAUAUUUGUCUUCUUCUCUCGUUUGUAUAUGUCCUGCAGAAGCUUGUACAGGCAAAUCAUUGGCCUUGCACCACCUAACGAAUCAAGGAAAAUGGCAACAGAAAUAGGAGAUGCAUUUACAGUAUAUACAGGCAGGGAUUGGAUGGAGAAAGAUUUGACUGAUAAGGGCUACUUUUCUUGGAUUCUCAAUCCAUCACCUUCUGUUCUUGAACUUUUACACUGCAUAUCAAACAUUUAUUUUAAGGACAACAUUGGUGAUUGCUGUCCACUGAUUUAUGUGCUGAAUGCUAUAGCCCUCCAGAGACUUGUUGAUCUGAAUAGGCACAUAAUGUCUCUUCAGUUCUUGUUGCAACAUAAUGAUAAUUUCAUCCAGGCUAAAAUGAAUGAUGAUGCUGACUUGUCUCUUGUGAGUAAAAAAAGCAGGAAACUGAAAAGGCACAUCUCCAUUUUGAAGAAAGAGGCAGUGGGUCUUACUGAUUUCAUGCUGGGAUUCCUGUCAUUAGUAGCUAAUAAUCAACCAUUGACAUCUGCUUCUAAUGAUGCAUCUUGUGAGAAUAAAUGUUUCAAAGUGCAUGGAAAUAAUGGAUGGGAUUUGGGUGUUUGUACUUUGGAUGAGAACUCAUUGCCCAGUGCAAUUUGGUGGGUUAUUUGCCAAAAUGUUGAUAUUUGGUGUGCUCAUGCUGCUACUAAGAAGAUGAAGAAGUUUCUCACACUUUUGCUUCAGACCUCCCUUCCCUGUUUGUCAAGAAGUUAUAUGCAAGGACAGGAAGAUAUUGAUAAAGCUGGUCGGCUCAAGAAAGUUAGCGUCCCACAAAUUUCAAUGGAACUUCUAAAAGAUUCCAGUCUAUAUGACCAUAAAUUUGUUCGCAGGACUUUUGCAUCAAGAUAUUGUGGUAUAUUAUCGCAAUAUGCCUUACGAUUAUUUCGUCAUUCUUCCAUUGAGGAUUUUUGUUUUAAUGCUGCACCUAACUGGCAAGAAGUUUUAAGUACACUUAAUACAUUGUCAGCAGCUGUUUCAAGCAAAAGAGAUGUGAAGUAUGGUUCUGCAGUUGAAUCAAUUUCAAAUUCAUCUGAUUCAGAUAUUUCAAAGCCACAAAAAUCCUUUCUUGUAACUGAAUGCACAGUCAAAGAUUGUCAUAGCUUGCUUAACUUUCUGUGUUGGAUGCCAAAAGAAUAUUUGAGUUCAAAAUCAUUCUCACUUCUUGCAACUUACAUCCUCAACCUUGAACGGCUUGUAGUUGCAAGUUUAUUACAAUGUCAGGGUGCACUUUUGAAUUACCACAAGCUUCUGCAGUUGUUUGUGGCUUGUCGGCGGACUUUGAAAAAUAUAAUUAUGGCAUCUUGCAAGAAGACAGAAAAUAGUCAAUCUUCACUUCUUCCUGUAAUUGCUGAAAGUUCAUUGUUUUUCUCUUGGCUCUUCAAGUCAGUAUGUGUGGUGGGUGAACUUCCAGAGUCAUGGACAGAAGAUUGUGCAUCUGAAUCUAAACGCAUGCUCUUUUCAUUAAUGGAUCACACAUCAUAUGUUUUCCUAACAAUAAGUAAAUAUCAACUUGGUCAUGCAGCUCUCUAUUUUACAAAUGCUGAGUGGCCUUCUAGGCAAUCCAGUUCUGGCAUUGUUGAAAAGCAUGGUAUAGAUGAAAUGGAUUCAUGUUUGGAUUACUCAGGAGAAAGUGAAGCCUUGAGAAGUCUGCUUGUUGUUGCUGAGAGUUUGAAGGAACAUGCAGAAAGCUUACUCAUCUCUCUAAAGGAUGCCCUUCCUAAUGAAAAAGUUCUAGUGGAGGAUAAUGUUGUAAAUAUUAAUAAAUCAUCUGUUGUAGUCUCUUGCAUUAGUGGGUUUUUGUGGGGCCUAGCAUCUGCCAUAGAGCUGAUAGGUGAAAAAGGUAGUGAGCACAAGGCAAAAUUCCUAAGUCGGAAAUGCAAACCUUUCUUGAAGCUCAACCUCUGUGUUAAUAUAUUUGCUGACACAAUUUGUGAUUUCCUCCAGCUCAUGUUUGUUAACAAUAAUCAGCAGCCUUUUAGCUACUGCAAUGCUAAAAGUUUUGAAGAGUUGGAUGGUAACAGGUUAUUGGGUUCAGGGGAGUUUUCACCUUGUAAUAUGUCAUCUGGUAAACAGCAUCUGGAAUUAGAAUCUAUAAGGAUUGACCCAGCAUCUUCUGAUAUUGGUGAUAACUCAGCCACUGCUCCUGUUCAUAAGAGUACUUCACCAAUGGAAAAUGCAUACUGUUCUGGUACUGAGGUUAAUUUAAUUGAGCUUCAUGGUCUUAGGAAGCAUCUUUUACAAGACUUGUUCAAGGGUAAGCACCCUGAAAUGGCAAUUUUACUGAGGCACUUAUUGAUUGCUUCAUCUGCCAUUUUAAGUCUAAAUUUAUAUAUGAAUAAUACUCUCUUAUUGUCAAGUUUGGUGCCAAUCUCUACUGGCAUUUCACAACUCUUGUUGUUGGAGCUGGCAAAUUCCUUUGAAAUACCACAACCAUUUACUUUUGUUUGGCUAGAUGGUGUUCUUAAGUAUCUGGAAGAACUAGGAAAUAACUUUACAUCAACCAAUCCCACAUUGAAUGGUGAUGAAUAUACCAAACUGAUUGGAUUACACUUGAGAGCUAUAGGAAAAUGUAUAUCUUUACAAGGGAAAAGGGCUACUUUGGAGUCUCGUGAGAGAGAAUCGAAUACUAGGAUACUCCAUGGUGGUAUGGGAUUAUCUGAAUCAUUUCUUUCUCAUGAGCAACAUUGCUUAAAUGAUUUCAAAGCUAGGUUGAGGAUGUCAUUCAAAGUGUUCAUAAAGAAACCACCAGAGUUGCUUCUGUCAUCAGCAGUUGAGGCUAUAGAGAGAGCACUAGUGGGAGUACAAGGAGGCUGGACAACAAUAUAUGAAAUAAACAAUGGAAAUCCAAAUGGUGGCAGGGUUUCAUCAGCUCUUGUCGCUGGCAUUGACUGUUUAGAUCUGGUUCUUGAAUAUGUUUCAGGUAAUGUUAUACCAGCACCUUAUUGAUGCCAUUUUGGAGAACAUGAAUGUGAAAUAAUCUCAUCAUAAUCUUUACUGCCUCUGCUACCAAGCAAUUUUGUUUUUUGAUAGUAUUUGACAUAAUGAUAUGUUGAAGUUUUUUUCGACAUUGUUCUUCUCUUGCCUGAUGGAAUAUGCAGGCCAGUUUGCAAUUUCAAUAUAUUUUAAAUUGCAUU